Messenger RNA from Boleophthalmus pectinirostris (great blue-spotted mudskipper), 3514 nucleotides. RefSeq names its product CCN family member 1-like. The record is from RefSeq and is a predicted model, not a curated record. The coding region runs from base 2096 to 3151 and encodes 351 amino acids. Gene Ontology annotation, cellular component: extracellular region. Lineage: Eukaryota; Metazoa; Chordata; Actinopteri; Gobiiformes; Gobiidae. Gene Ontology annotation, molecular function: protein binding. Gene Ontology annotation, biological process: signal transduction. The transcript has 7 exons.
GAGAGCAGAUCCACGGUACAUUUACGUUUCAAGAGCCGGAAAAAAAAAAAAAAAAAAACCCGGACUUCCUGAUUGAAGUAGAGCUUUACGUCGACACGAGCUGAAGUGAUGACAUAAACACGUCACAGUUUAUAAUCCUGAAGGCACUGGGCCAAUGACGUGAUCUCCAUGUGAGGAUAUCUCAAAGCCACCUGUCUUAGUGGAACAAUUACAAACCGGCUAAAGUUUCCACUGACCACAACAGUCAGCAUUUUCCAGACAUCUGCCAAUGCUCUGAGCUCAUCCUUGUCCACCCAUCAUCAACUUGAGGCUGGCACCAUUUCAAGCUCACCCUCAUCAGUUAGGUAAGACAGAGCUGUUUGCCAGCCCUCCUCUUCAUGUCCUCACAGGUUAUAAUGAAAGGAGAUGCUCGAUAACGUCUAUUGUUCUUUGAUGUUCAGAGCUGGAGAUGCGUUUUAUCCUGGCAACUGUUUCAAAGUAACCUGCAAUGCUGUUCUUGAUAGGAAUUUGGCCCUAGGCAUUGCUCAGGUUGAAUUCUGUUUCAUUUUAUUUCAUAAUCUGUAGUGUCUUGUGGAGAGUAACCAAUUACCUGGACUUUUAAAAGCAUUUGUGGAAGACACUUGGAUAGUGUUAUUGCCUUAUAAGGUUAAGAGUAAUAGUAGCAGGAGAUGAAGCAAUUUUAUUAGUAGUAGUUGUAGUAUUUGUAGUAUGAAUAUUAGUAAUGGUAGUAGUAGUAAUGUAAUUAUAGUAAUUUUAGUGGAAGUAGUAGUGGUAGAUCUAGUAACAGAAAUAAUUAUUAUUUGAAUUAAAAUUGCCUUGUCAAGAGCAUAUUGGAAGUGGUCAGUAGUAGAUAGCGGCAGUCAAAUGGUAAUAGAUGAUUAAGACUGGAAUAGGAGAGCUUGUGGUGCUUAUUCCCUCUGUGGAGAUGGACAAAGGAUACCAAGAUUACUUCUGGCAUACCACAAGACUAUGAUCAUAAUUUCUCAGAAAUUCAAACAAAAAGUCAAACAAACUGUAGCUGUGCACACCCUCCUCUCCAUUGAUGGACAGGAGUCUCAUGUGUGACUUUAGCACUGUCCUGGGUCUUAUUCCAGCAGUGAUCUCAGUCUAAACAUGGCUUCAUGUGAGAUACGAGGACCGCGGUCAGAGAAAAGUAAAGCUUCAAUAUUUACAGGAGAACGGCUGGUGUCCGUAUGUCAAAUCCUAAGGGACAUCCCACACAGGCACAGGCUGAUAAUGAAACCCAUCAGUUAUAGGGCACAGGUGUCCCUCUGGAUAUUUGAGUACCUUUGUGAUUGUGAAUGAGUCUUUCUUAAAGGUGCACUACGUAACUUCUCUGGAGCAUGCUCCACCACAUGCUUGUUUCCAUGGAAAUGUCAUUGCUUUGACUAUAGAAUGUAUCACAGUAUGGCAUUAAAUGUGUCCAUGUUCAUAGAGAUGAGCAGAUGGUGGCACGGGGUCAAGUUGCAAGAUAUAUGGAGGAGAAGCGAGCUCAUGCUAAUAAUGCAUGGUUAAAAUAAUGUAUAAGCAUUCAAAACACUUAUAAUUGUUUCACAACUUUACUUAAAAGGUGUUACAAUUAACAGUGCUGCAGCAGACAGUUACAGAAACUGAUGUAGUUUGGAGGUAAUGAGUUUCAAUUUAACAAAACAUUUCCCAAGACAAACAAAUGCAAAUCUUUAUUUAAUCCAAGGUAGUCUGUUAUGCUGAGUUUUGCUCAACUAAAUACAUCAGAACUGAAUUUACAUAUUUUUGAACAUUUUGUCCCAGUUCCUCUCCACCUGUAACACAGUAUGUAACAUGUGUGCAAAGUGGAAUCAUGCAUCUACUAUAUACUGUGGUUGACUUUAAGUCAUGUAGGCUGGAUCUUGGCUGGCAUUUGUAAGAACUUUCAGGGGCCUGGCUUUUGGGCUCAAGGGGAGGACUUGCCAAGGCAUUCCUGUCAUAGUUUCGGGACACCUCUUCAGACCAAGUAUACGUCAGGACUGCUACAGUGCACUAUAAAAGGGGGAGGAACAUCCCAAAAGAGUGUGCAUUGUCAGUCUACUCUACUGCUACUACCACAAAAAAAAUCAACCUUCAUCUCCUACUGAAGAUGUGGACAGUGCUGGUCUUUGUCAUCUUUAAUUUUGCACUGGUAUCAUCAUCCUCAUGCCAGAAGUGCCUUUGUCCACCUAAGGGACCCGUGUGUCUAUCAGGGGUCAGUAUCGUCCCGGAUGGUUGUGGAUGUUGUAAAGUGUGUGCUAAACAGCUCAAUGAAGACUGCAGUGAGACAGAGCCCUGUGACCACAUCAAGGGACUGGAGUGCAACUAUGGUGGGCAAUAUGCAGCAGAUAAGGGCAUUUGUAGAGCCAGAUCUGAUGGCCAAACCUGUGAAUACAACAAGAAGAUUUAUCAAAAUGGAGAGAUCUUCAGACCUAGCUGUAAACAGCAGUGCACCUGUUUGAAUGGAGCUGUAGGUUGUGUGUCUCUAUGUCCACAAGAGCUGCCCCUGCCCAAAGACAGGUGCCCCCAUCCCAGACUGGUCAAGGUCUCCGGGCGAUGCUGCGAACAACUGGUCUGUCCAGAAGAGAUGAAAACAAUAAAGAAAUACAGGAGAAAGCAAAGGCUAUCUGAACAUUUUGUUAACAGUGAAAAGAAUCUGGCUACAGUGUGGACAGAGAACUUACCUGAUUUCAGGACUUACAAUUUGGACAGCUCAGCAAAACUUGACUGUGCAGCCCAGACCACAGACUGGUCCUCUUGUUCCAGAUUUUGUGGCACUGGAGUCUCCACCAGGCUGACAAUUAGCAAAGAAACUCAAUGCAAAAUGGUGACUGAGACUCGGAUAUGUGAAGUACGACCAUGUGAACAGAAUAAGAAUGGCCAGAAAUGCCAGCAGAUCCAAACUCCCUCCAGGCCAGUGAGAAUGUUCCUUGAUGGCUGCCGUAGUGUGAGGAGGUUGCCGGUUCGAUUCUGUGGGAGCUGUGUAGAUGGGCGUUGCUGCAGACCCCAGCGGACUCAGACUGAACCUGUGCUUUUCAAGUGUAAAAAUGGAGCGACUGUAACUCGAAUGGUGAUGUUGAUCCAGUCCUGCACGUGUGACCAUUACUGCUCGGAAACAACUUCUGUGUAUAAUGUAUUUAAUGAGGUCCACAAACUCAAAAAUUAGAGAAUAAUUACAAAUGAUUGUAAGUUAUGCUUCAACACAAUGGAGCUGUGCAUUUUGCUUCUUAUAAAAGCUUUUAGUUAUUUUAUCGUUUUAUUUUAUAUUGUGAAAUAUUUUUGAGUAUUUAAGGUUUUUUGACAAGACAGACAUGAUGAUUACAAGAAGAAUCAUGGGAUGUUGCUUUUUGUUUACAUGACAUAGUGCGUAUUAACAGCCAAUUACUAUAGUUUAUUGUUUUUUUUUUAAUAUGACUAUGGCAUAAUGGUCAGAUAAAUUGUGUCUUAAAAAUGUUAAACAAAUUAGGUUUAUUUGUUGUUGUUUUUUUCUGUUGACAUGAACAUGUUGUCAGCUAUGACAUACUUUAUC